GCUAUAAGCAUUAAGAUGCUAUCUCUCCUUGUUGUCUUGCUGGGUCUCCUCCUAGGCCUUCAACUUUGGAGGAAGUUGCAGGGAAACAACGGAAAUCUUCCACCUGGCCCCAAGCCACUUCCUAUCAUUGGCAAUGUGAGAGAUUUGCCUCCCAGUGAUAUUCCUGAGUAUCAGCAUUGGCUUAAAUUCAAGGAUCUUUACGGCCCCAUAAGCUCCAUAAGCUUGCUUGGACAGCCAAUUAUCUUUCUUCACGAACAUGAUGCAGUUCGGGAUCUCUUGGUGAGAUCAUCAAAAAUUACCUCAUCUCGACCUUCCUUCGCUUUUGCCGACAUGUGCGGGUUUGGGGCGCUUCUAAACCUUCUACCAUACAACUCUACAUACCGCCUACAGCGUCAGAUGAUUCACAAACGUUUCGGUACCAAGACAGCAGCAGAAUGUUUCAAGGACGCUGAAUCUAUAGAAUCACACCGCUUCCUUUUAAAAACGCUGGAUGACCCAACUAAUCUGUUAGAGCACGUUAAAUCCGAGGCGAGCGCCAUCAUUCUACGUAUCACAUAUGGUUACUCCAUAAUCCCGCAUGGCUCCGAUCCAUUGGUUUCGUUAAUUGAGGAAACAAUGGACGCCUUUGGUCUUGCAUCUGACCUUCUUACUUGGCCAGUUAACGCUCUUCCUUUCCUCAAACAUCUUCCCGAAGGGUUUCCAGGCACGUCCUUUAAGAAGACGGCCCGAGAAUGGAGCAAGCUAGUCUACAAGACGCUCAAUGUUCCCUACGAUUUUGUUCGGCAGGAGAUGGCCAAAGGAACCCACAUCCCUUCAUACGUCUCGUCACUCAUCGAGCAGGACAAAGAAGCUAAUGGUGAAGCGGUUGUAAUAGACGCAACUAGAGAAGAUGUCAUCAAGAAGACUGCCGCUGUAAUGUAUGGUGGUGGGUCCGAUACAACUGUUGCAUCCAUUCAUGCAUUUAUUCUGGCAAUGAUAUUAUUCCCAGAAGUUCAGAAGAAGGCCCAAAAGGAAAUCGAUACCGUUGUCGGCGGUAAUAGAUUGCCCCAGUUCGAAGAUCGAGACCAGUUGCCGUACAUCAACGCUGUAGUCAAUGAAAUCUUUCGGUGGCAUCCUGUUGCACCGCUAGCUAUACCCCAUAAGGUCGAUGAAGAGAUCAGUUACAGAGGUUUUCAAAUCCCAAAAGGAGCGUAUAUUAUAGGGUCAGUUUGGUGGCUCUUGAAUGAUCCGCAGACAUAUUCAAAUCCAUCUUCUUUUGAUCCUGAUCGGUUUCUAGAGCCUCGCAAUGAGCCGGACCCUACUUAUGCAAACUUUGGAUUUGGCCGCAGGACUUGUCCUGGUCGGUUUGUGGCAGAUCAAACUCUUUUCAUUACUGUCGCUCGUAUGUUGGCGGUAUUUGACAUUAGAAACGCUGUCGACAAAUCAGGCAAAGAAAUUAUACCGCAGAGAGUUGGCAGCCCUGGCUUGAUCAUGCGUGUGCGUGACUUUCCAUUUAGCAUUAGGCCCAGAAAUGAGCAGUAUGUAUACAUCAUCAGGUCUUUCAAAACAGAGCACCCGGAGGAAAAUCAUACAAUUAAAGGUCUCAUCAAUGUAUAAUAUUCUAUA
Molecule: messenger RNA, 1605 nt
Organism: Bipolaris sorokiniana ND90Pr
Lineage: Eukaryota; Fungi; Ascomycota; Dothideomycetes; Pleosporales; Pleosporaceae
Exons: 2
Coding region: 16-1596 (526 amino acids)
Molecular function (GO): monooxygenase activity; heme binding; iron ion binding
Source: RefSeq, a predicted model, not a curated record